AGCUCUUGAGCUAGAAUAUCUAUGGGUCGAAACGUGAUGCGAUGAAUCCGAGACAGACCGAAACUGGGACGAAGAGUGCGGCGGAAGCGGCGGGACUCUAGGGCAUGGGGGCUUCACCACAAUAGAGGCAGCAUCCCCACCCGCCCCCGCCAGCCCCUCUGGAGCGAGGCCCCCAAACCCCCUCGGGAAAAGGAUGGCGGCGGCACCUACCCAGAUCGAAGCCGAGCUGUAUUACCUGAUCGCUAGAUUCUUGCAGUCCGGACCCUGCAACAAAUCCGCUCAGGUGCUAGUGCAGGAGCUCGAGGAGCAUCAGCUUAUUCCGCGCCGCUUAGACUGGGAGGGGAGAGAGCACCGAAGAAGCUUCGAGGAUCUGGUGGCAGCCAAUGCACACAUUCCUCCAGACUACCUCCUUAAAAUUUGUGAGCGGAUUGGUCCCUUACUAGAUAAGGAGAUCCCUCAGAGUGUUCCUGGGGUACAGACGUUACUAGGUGUUGGUCGGCAAUCUCUGUUACGGGAUGCCAAAGACUGUAAGAGUACACUAUGGAAUGGGUCUGCUUUUGCAGCUCUACAUAGAGGCAGACCUCCAGAACUACCUGUAAAUUAUGUGAAAGCUCCAAAUAUGGUGAAUAUCACCUCUGCCAGGCAAUUAACCGGAUGUAGUCGCUUCAGCCAUAUUUUCCCUUCAUCUGCUUACCAGCACAUUAAGAUGCAUAAGAGAAUUCUGGGGCAUUUGUCAUCUGUCUACUGUGUAGCAUUUGACCGAAGUGGGAGAAGAAUUUUUACAGGUUCAGAUGACUGUUUGGUAAAAAUUUGGGCAACAGAUGAUGGACGUCUUCUCGCUACACUUCGAGGGCACUCUGCUGAAAUUUCUGACAUGGCUGUUAACUAUGAAAACACUCUCAUUGCCGCAGGCAGCUGUGAUAAAGUUGUAAGAGUGUGGUGUCUUCGAACUUGUGCACCAGUUGCAGUCCUUCAGGGACAUUCAGCUUCUAUUACUUCCAUACAGUUUUGUCCAUCAACUAAAGGCACAACCAGAUACCUCACUUCUACUGGUGCUGAUGGAACAAUUUGUUUCUGGCAAUGGCAUGUAAAAACAAUGAAGUUUAAAGAUCGCCCAGUGAAAUUUACUGAGAGAUCUAGGCCUGGAGUUCAGAUAUCUUGUUCAUCUUUCAGUUCUGGUGGUAUGUUCAUUACAACAGGUAGCACUGACCAUGUGAUUAGAAUAUAUUUUUUGGGUUCUGAGAUCCCUGAGAAAAUUGCUGAAUUAGAGUCACAUACGGACAAGGUUGUUGCUGUUCAGUUCUGUAACAAUGGAGACAGUUUAAGAUUUGUUAGUGGAAGUAGAGAUGGAACAGCAAGAAUUUGGCAAUAUCAGCAACAAGAAUGGAAGAGUAUAGUGCUAGAUAUGGCUACUAAAAUGACUGGGAAUAAUUUGCCAUCUGGAGAAGAUAAGGUCACUAAACUUAAGGUGACUAUGGUGGCCUGGGAUCGCUAUGAUACCACAGUUAUUACUGCAGUGAAUAAUUUCCUUUUGAAAGUGUGGAAUUCCAUCACAGGCCAACUUCUUCAUAAUUUAUCUGGACAUGAUGAUGAAGUAUUUGUCUUGGAAGCACAUCCAUUUGAUCAAAGGAUCAUACUUUCGGCAGGUCAUGAUGGGAACAUUUUUAUUUGGGACCUUGACCGGGGGACCAAAAUUCGGAAUUAUUUUAACAUGAUUGAAGGCCAAGGCCAUGGUGCAGUGUUUGACUGUAAAUUUUCACCAGAUGGAAACCAUUUUGCCUGCACUGAUUCUCAUGGGCAUUUGCUGCUUUUUGGAUUUGGAUGCAGUAAAUACUAUGAAAAGAUUCCAGAUCAGAUGUUCUUCCAUACGGAUUAUCGACCUCUUAUCCGUGAUGCCAACAACUAUGUAUUGGAUGAACAAACCCAACAAGCUCCUCAUCUUAUGCCUCCCCCAUUCUUGGUGGAUGUUGAUGGAAAUCCUCAUCCCACAAAAUUCCAAAGGCUAGUACCAGGACGGGAAAAUUGUAAAGAUGAACAACUUAUACCACAGUUGGGAUAUGUGGCUAAUGGUGACGGUGAAGUAGUAGAACAGGUAAUUGGGCAACAAACCAAUGACCAAGAUGAGAGCAUUCUUGAUGGAAUAAUCAGGGAGUUGCAAAGAGAACAAGAUCUGAGGCUAAUUAACGAAGGAGAUGUUCCACAUUUUCCAAUUAAUAGAUCAUAUUCUGCUAAUGGUGCUCUGAGAAAUCCAAAUAUGGACAUAUCUUCUUUCCCAAACAUUGGACUCCGACGUAGUGGUCAAAUUGAAGGUGUCCGACAAAUGCAUAACAAUGCUCCUCGAAGCCAGAUGGCCACUGAACGAGAUCUCAUGGCAUGGAGCAGAAGAGUGGUGGUCAAUGAACUAAAUAAUGGAGUUAGUAGGGUUCAGGAAGAAUGUCGAACUGCAAAAGGUGACAUAGAAAUCAGUCUUUAUACAGUUGAAAAGAAGAAAAAGCCAUCUUAUGCUACCCAAAGGAAUGAUUAUCAGCCUAGCUGUGGGCGGUCUUUACGAAGGACACAACGCAAACGUCAGCAUACUUACCAAACACGAUCCAACAUGGAGCAUAAUUCACAAGCAUCAUGUCAAAAUUCAGGUGUACAAGAAGACUCAGAUAGCUCCUCAGAGGAAGAUGAAACAGUUGGCACAAGUGAUGCUUCUAUAGAGGAUCCGGUUAUUGAAUGGCAAAGUGAAAGUUCCUCCAGUGAUUCAUCAAGUGAAUAUUCUGAUUGGACAGCAGAUGCUGGAAUAAAUUUGCAGCCUCCAAAAAGGCAAACGAGACAGGCAACACGGAAAAUAUGCAGCAGCUCUGAGGAGGAGAAUUUGAAGUCACUUGAAGAACGGCAAAAGAAACCUAAACAGACUAGAAAGAAGAAAGGAGGACUGGUUUCUAUGGCAGGUGAGCCCAAUGAAGAAUGGUUUGCCCCUCAGUGGAUCUUGGAUACCAUACCACGACGUUCCCCAUUUGUUCCACAAAUGGGAGAUGAGCUUAUAUAUUUUAGGCAAGGACAUGAAGCUUAUGUACGGGCUGUAAGAAAAUCAAAAAUAUACAGCGUUAACUUACAAAAACAGCCAUGGAAUAAAAUGGAUCUCAGGAGAGAUCAGCAGGGAGGUGAACCCAGAACCAGUUUCCCCACCAAAGCCGUGGAAAACCAGGAAGCCCUGAAGACCUGUGCACUGGUCAGCCAGUUUCCAAAUUUGGUCCAAGACGAGGAACAAGAGUUUGUUAAGAUUGUAGGAAUCAAAUAUGAGGUUGGACCACCUACACUGUGCUGCUUGAAGCUUGCAUUUCUGGAUCCCAUUUCAGGCAAAAUGACUGGAGAAUCUUUUUCCAUUAAGUAUCAUGACAUGCCAGAUGUCAUUGACUUCCUUGUGCUACAUCAAUUUUAUAAUGACGCCAAAGAAAGGAACUGGCAGAUUGGUGAUAGAUUCCGCAGUAUAAUAGAUGAUGCCUGGUGGUUUGGGACAGUGGAGAGUCAACAGCCUUUUCAACCAGAGUAUCCUGAUAGUUCUUUCCAGUGUUACAGUGUUCACUGGGACAAUAACGAGAGAGAAAAGAUGAGCCCUUGGGAUAUGGAGUCAAUUCCAGAAGGAACUGCCUUUCCAGAUGAAGUUGGUGCUGGUGUUCCCGUGUCCCAGGAAGAAUUGACUGCUUUGCUAUACAAACCUCAGGAAGGAGAGUGGGGGGCUCAUUCCAGAGAUGAGGAAUGUGAACGAGUUAUUCAGGGCAUCAACCAUCUUCUUUCCCUGGAUUUUGCCAGCCCUUUUGCUGUUCCAGUGGAUCUCAGUGCCUAUCCCUUGUAUUGUACUGUAGUUGCUUAUCCAACUGACCUCAACACCAUCAGGCGGAGACUUGAAAAUCGCUUUUACAGGAGAAUAUCAGCAUUAAUGUGGGAAGUACGCUACAUUGAGCAUAAUGCUAGGACUUUCAAUGAGCCAGACAGUCCUAUAGUUAAAGCAGCCAAAAUUGUAACUGAUGUCUUACUUCGAUUUAUUGGGGAUCAGAGCUGUACUGAUAUACUGGAUACUUAUAAUAAAAUUAAAGCAGAAGAACUAAACAGUACUGAUGCAGAGGAGUCUCUAGGUCCAUCCAUGUCUCUACAAAUGUCCCAGUUUCAUUGCUUUUUACAGGAUACAGAAAUGGUUGAUUUAGAUUCAGAUGGUCCUGGUACUUCAUCUGGAAGAAGGGUCAAAUGCCGAGGCAAAAGACAGUCUUUAAAGUGUAAUCCUGAUGCUUGGAGGAAACAGUGCAAAGAACUGUUGGGCCUCAUUUAUGAACGUGAAGACUCAGAGCCAUUUCGACAGCUGUCAGAUCCUCUUUCCUACCCAGGCCAUCAAGAGCAAGACGGUGAAUCCUCUGAGUUAAUUAUUCCAGAACGACAACAAGAUUCAUCUCUUUGUGAGGAUUAUCAUGAUGUUAUAGACACUCCUAUGGACUUCAGCACUGUGAAAGAAACUUUGGAAGCAGGAAACUAUGGUAGUCCUCUGGAAUUUUAUAAGGAUGUUCGCCAAAUAUUCAGCAACUCCAAAGCUUAUACCUCUAAUAAAAAGUCAAGGAUCUAUAGCAUGACACUGCGAUUAUCUGCCUUAUUUGAAAGUCAUAUUAAAAAUAUCAUCUCUGAAUAUAAGUCAGCGAUCCAGAGUCAGAAGAGGAGAAGGCCACGGUACAGAAAACGUCUAAGAAGCAGCAGCAGUUCAUUAUCUAGUAGCAGAGCUCCUAGUCCAAAAGGGAAACAGAAACAAAUGAAGUUGCAGCCUAAAAAUGACCAGAAUACCUCAGUGUCUUAUGCCAGGACCAGCUCUCCUUUUUCAUCUCCUGUUUCAGAUACUGCUGAAGGGCUUUCACUGUAUUUACUUGAUGAUGAACUGGACGGGCCAUUUUCUUCAUCGAGCUUCAGUGGAUAUAGCCGAAGUGGAAAUAGCCAUGACCCAGGGAAAACCAAAUCAUUUCGAAAUAGAGUUUUGCCGAUUAAACAAGAUCACUCCCUUGAUGGACCCCUUACAAAUGGUGAUGGCAGAGAGCCCCGGACAGGAAUCAAGAGAAAACUACUUAGUGCAUCAGAAGAAGAUGAGAGCAUGGGAAAAGAAGAGAAAGAGAAAAAAGAAACAAAAGAGAAAUCACAUUUAUCCUCCUCAGAGAGUGGAGAGUUAGGAUCCAGUUUAAGUUCUGAAAGUACCUGUGGUUCUGAUUCUGACUCUGAAUCAACUUCCAGAACAGAUCAAGAUUAUGUAGAUGGAGACCAUGACUAUAGCAAAUUCAUACAAACUAGGCCUAAAAGAAAACUCAGAAAGCAAUAUGCCAAUGGAAAAAGAAACUGGAAGACGAGAGGCACGGGAGGAAGAGGCAGAUGGGGCAGAUGGGGUAGAUGGAGUAGAGGAGGCAGAGGAAGAGGAGGCAGGGGACGAGGCAGUCGAGGAAGAGGUGGAGGUGGCAUGAGAGGCAGAGGGAGAGGGAGAGGAGGAAGAGGUGCUUCUAGAGGAGCCACCAGAGCCAAACGUGCACGUAUUGCAGAUGAUGAAUUUGAUACCAUGUUUUCAGGACGUUUCAGUAGACUGCCUCGAAUUAAAACAAGAAACCAAGGCAGGAGGACUGUUUUAUAUAAUGAUGAUUCUGAUAAUGACAAUUUUGUGUCCACUGAAGAUCCUCUGAAUCUUGGUACAUCCAGAUCAGGCAGAGUGCGUAAAAUGACAGAAAAAGCCAGGGUUAGCCAUCUCAUGGGAUGGAAUUAUUAACAGAUAAUAAAUUUAGAAUAAUUUUAAAUUUAAUGGCCUUCUACUGCAGGGAAUUUACCAGGAAAUCUACAAAGCAAGUUGUGUGGGGACUUCUGCUUCCUUUCACAUUGGUGCUUUUCCAUUAUGCCAGUAUACAUUUGUUUCAAGACUUUUGAUCUCCACACUUCAUUUAUUCAAACAAGCCUUACUCAUUAGGCCUUAAAUUUUAAAAAAUUACACACACACACACACACACACACACACACCCCACAGACACACUACAGAUUUACUACAUUAAGGGAGCAUUCAGCUUCUUAAGAGUAGCAUGACAUUUUUAUCUCAAUGGAAUAUCCCUCUUUUGCUUUUGUAUCACAGAAGUAUAGCACCUUCUUACAGAGUUUUAUAUAGUUUGUUUUUGCCAUUUUGAUUCCUGUACCAGUAAUAAUAACUUUUGCACAAUACACCAAUCCUAAAGGCAGCUAUUAAAUGUUUACAGUUUCUAUAUUGUAAGAACGAUCUGGAUUAUUUUACUCUUCCCAGGCCAAACUUUCCUGAAUUGUAUUGAACUGAAGUAUAUAUUUAUACUACAGUUUUUUUGGGGUGGGGUGGGGUGAGGGGUUCUUAAUAUGCUUUUCAUUGAUUUGCUUAAUUCAUGUUAAAGGUGAGAAAGGGUUGGUGCCUUGUAAAUAUGUAGCAAAUCCUUGUGGUGUAUCCUGAUGUGUGCAUUAACUUUAUUAAAAAAAGAAUACUUGAGGUAUCAAUCUAGACAAGGUGCCAAAUGCAAAAGUUUCUUGCAUCCAUUUUCUUUUUCCUGUUAUAUUUUAUUGCAUUAAUAGAACUUGUGUAGCUUAAAUAAUAACUUAAACAUUUGAAAAAUCCUCAUUCACAAAGAAUAACUGAAUAGUAGCUCAGCUACCUCUAUUAACUACAACUACUGGAAACAUUAAGAAAAAUAGAUGCUGUUAUUCAUUACUGACUAAGGAGAAAUAGAACAAGCUUGGUAGGAAUGAAUGCUCAUAAUUUAUAAGCUGAGAGGUUGUUAAUAAUUGUAUUGGCUCUCAAAUUAAUAGUUGUAAUUAACAAACUUUAUUAAGUAUAGUAUGCUUUACCUUAUUAGGCUUUUCUUAGAACAUAUUUGUAUAAGUAGACUUGAUCUACAGCUUAUGUAUCUCUGCUACCACUUGCUAUUUAACAGCUAUGAGUGACUGGUUUUGAAUUUUAAAAUGUAACACAGCAUCUAGUUUGAGUUGGAAUAUUUUGGCUAGCUAAUAUUUUGAAUCAACUUUAAUAGGGUUCUGCUCAUACCAUUCCAAAGGGUUCUUCUGUUAUAAUCUUUCAGAAUAGAACCUGGUUGCACUACACACUGAUAUUUUGACUCAUUAUUUUAUAGAUGAAAAAAAAAAUCUUUAAAUCCUUUGGUCUUGUUUACAGCAGUAGUGUGCACAUGGUUCCAUAAGUGAGCUUGAGUUCCAAGAUCAAUUUUACUCAAAUUUGCUAAUUCGCUAAUUCAUUAGAUACUUAGAUUUUUGAGGUGAAAAGGAUAAUACUGAUCUCUGUUUUUGUAACAACUUAUUUGUUGCACAUAGAUCAGACUUGUGGAAUAAAAGAAGCUUUUUAAUGUAUGCUUAGUAAUACCAGGAUAUUUCCUAAGCUAAUGUAUUUGUCUCAUGCUUUCAAUCAUUUCGUGCAUCUGAAAAUCCUUAAGUGCAGAGGAAGGAGUACACACAUAACUUUGCUUUUUUGGUUGGGUUGGGUGGGAGUUAUUCUUGGACUAACAUCUUUAAGCAAUUUUCACUUGCAGUAGAAAUGAUGUUCAGGCUUUAAGAAAGUAUUGUGAAUUAUUAAUGGAACUAACUUCUGUUACUGGACAGUAGAUCAAGCUGAUUUUUUUGUUGUUGUAGUCUGUUUUUCACUAAACCAAAAUUACUUCUGGUUGUAACUCAGCUGCCACUUUUAACCGUAAUAUAGAUUCAAAAACAUUCAUGUUUAAAACUCUACAUUGAUUUUUGCUAAAAUGUACUAUUUUAGUUAUAUCUUAGACAUUUAGACUAAAUUUGCACCUGUGUUUUCCUGGAAUUGAUAACACUUUGGCCUACCCUAUUCAAAGUAACAUAGUUACUUAAAUUCAUGGAUAUACCCAAAUGUGUAUCAUGUGUAUCGUUUUAGUGUGAAAAAAAUUUUUUGGACAUUCUUCUAUGAAGAGCUGACCUCUUGACAUGUAGAAGAGUUGCCAUUUGUGUGAUUUAGCUAUCUCAAGCUUUAUUUAUAAUUUAUUUUGAAAAAUAAAAAUGGCACAUUUAUUUCCCAAAUGUCAAGAUUUUCUAGGUUUAGAUAAUUAGAAUAAUAAGGCUGAAGACAUUUUUAAGCAUAUUUUAUAUGUAGUGAGAUACUGUGAAAAUACUAGUGAACAGCAUUUUGCUGUAAUAUUGAUUUCAGUUAUUAGGAUUUAAAGAGUUAGUCACCAGGGUAUGUUAGAUGAGCAUAGUUAUCAUUUAUUACAAAACAAACAGAUUGUUUUCUGUUUGCAUGCAAAUUAUUUUAAUGUGUGAAAAUAAAAGUUUGGAAGACAGUAUUUUUACUUUUAUAUUUGGACUCCUACCCCCCUCAUUUAUACUUAGCCUUUUUUUUUGUUUUAAUAACACCACCUCCUGUGAAUGUGUUGUAAUUUUUAUUGCAUUGAUAUCACUUUAAUUUUUUAGAGGUCCUUAAAACCUAAAUAAGAUCUGUGUUUCGCCAUAGCAAAGCAAGUAGGAAAUGAGGUGAGAAUUUUGAAGAAAAGUCUAAAUCUUAAAUGAAUUGCUAAGGAAAAAAACACUUACAUUUAGGUCCAUGAGAGCAUAAACAUGUACAAGCCAAUUCCUAUGCUAGAUAUUAAUUAACAGUCAGUGAAUUGUAAUAAUUAUGUAUGCUAAUAAUAUUUUAAUUCCCAGCUUUAAGAUCCUAGCAUGUGUGUUUCUUCUUUGGCUUGCUGUAUGUCUCUCUUCCAGCAACAGGAUGCUCUCCAAAACAUUCACUAGCCUAUUAGUGUAAUGACUAAAUGUGUGUGUGUGUGUGCGCGCACACACAUGCACACGUGUGCAGGUCUGUAUGUAGGUUUUUUUCUCCAACUUGACGUGCUUUAUCUCAAACAUUAAAAAAACGUUUGUAUGGAAGACAGCUGUAAUCACUGUCUACCAAUUCAUUGCUUCUCUUGUAAAGCGCUUAGCCAGUAUAUGUAUAGCUGGAUCAUCCAUAUCAUUAUGCCUUCUAGGUAAACAAUCUAGGUUUUGUCGUGUACAUGUGUCCUAUUUUUUAAGUUUAAUUUGCCCUUCUUUCAUGUGUUUCUUUGUCUGUUUCCCAUCCCAGAGAUCAGGCUUGUGCUAUAAUUCUUCCAUACAGCACUUUGUUUCACCCAGAGGCUAAGAAACUGAGUAAAAGUAAUACAUCUUAUUCUGCACGAUUGUGUGCUAAAAAUAUCUAACUCAGCCUUCCAAUACUUUGAAGUAAAUUUGAGUGAUUUAUCUUUGUUGUUGUUUUUGUUGUAAUCCUAGGUUGUCAUUAGACAAAAACAGAAUGAUUAAAAGAGAAAGAUGUGAAUGCCACUUCUAGCUUUUUGAUUAAAAACUUCUUUGAGAAUUUCUCAAAAUUUGUAUGUUGUAGUGAUAAAAUUAAACACCUUACUACUUGCUUAUAUAUCUCGGGAAUUAUUUUAUGCACAUUUGCCAACUGGUACUUAUCUUUAAAGUUGGAAUUUUCUUUUUUUUUUUAAGUUGGAAUUUUCACAUCCUCAAAAAAGGAUACUUACAUCCUGUAUAAUUUUCAGUAUACUUUGAUGUCCAAUCUUUUAAACAGUUACCAACAUUUUGAGUUCUGAAAUAAAUAGCUUACUUCUAGGGGAAGGAAUGGAACCUUUGACAUUUAAAGUUCAUUGUUUUAAAUGUUAACUCCAUCCGGAACAUUUUUGUGUUACAUGAGGCUUUAUGAAAGUUUUAUUGAAAACAGAAUAUUCUAAGAUGGUUUUUAAGGCUUGUUUUAAAAACUAGUGUGAAAAUAUUUUCAUGCUUUUUUGCUUUUCACCUCUCAGUAAAGUUUCUUUACCAAGUUUAAUUUACCAAAUUUAAGUUUUGAUUAAUUUCUAAUUAUGAAGUUAAAUUAUUUUCAUGGUGCUAUAUUUUGUGUAAUAUGGAUUGCCCUCAAAUUUCUUGACAUUUAUUUCUUAUAUAGUCUUAUCCUUGAUUAUUUCCUUUUCCAUCAUUUCUCUCCUUCUUGCUUUAUUCUCAUUUCUCUCUGCAAUGAAGAGUGCACCUAAUUUAGCAAACUUCAACAAGACUGGCAAUUUAUGAUUCAUUAAUGGGAGAAGUACAGUAGAAAGGCCUUGCAGUUUAGAGUUAAGGUAUGUUUGUUUAUUUAUAUGUAUGCCCAUUUGUUAUUCUUAUACCUAUCUUAAUUAAAUUUAGAGUAUGACUUUGACAUAAAAGCAUUGUAAAUAUUUUCUAAAAAAUAAAACUAUUGAUACAUAUUAAAAUCUCCAUUGGUAAUUGACUUUUAAAAUCACAUGCAAAAAUAUUUAGAAACCCAGUUGGGAAAUGUGUUUUUACAUAUGUCACCAGAUACAUAUUAGGCAGUACUACAAAUGUUAAUUCUUUAAAAAAUACUGUGGUGAUGGCAAUCAGUAAUUUAUUUCUUUGUCCUGUAACUUAUCAUCCUUGUCUUUUGUAAUCCCUUACGAAGAAUUAACAAAACUGUACCUUAUGUUUGUUCUUAGUAUCCAUAAAUUUUAAGGUGGAAAAUCAUUCAGUUAAUAGUUGAUGUGAUGUUGUAUAUGGACAAAAUGUCCAUUAAACUAAAAUUCAGUAAAGAAAGGUAAACUAAACUGGCUUGGUUUAUAAAAGGUGUUUUGUUUGGCAGUUAUUAGUCUUUAUAAGGAAUUAUCUUCAAAGAAAAAAAAACUUGACUAAUUUGUUGCCAUUCUUUAUGGGAUGUUUACAAUAAAAUUCCAAGUUGUUUGGAAUCAGUUGCACUCUUGCUGCUUUGUGCCUCAGCUCAGGUACUAGAGAUUAACAAAAAGAAAUAUGGAGUUACCUUUCCAUUACCAGCUUCAGCGACUGUAACGUGUAACUCUUAGGCCUUUCCUUUCUUGUUUUUUUGUCAUAUAAUAUUUUAUUAUUGUUACUAU
This is a messenger RNA of Hippopotamus amphibius kiboko, 10904 nucleotides long. RefSeq names its product bromodomain and WD repeat domain containing 3 (gene BRWD3). Gene Ontology annotation, biological process: cytoskeleton organization; regulation of cell shape; regulation of transcription by RNA polymerase II. Gene Ontology annotation, cellular component: nucleus. The transcript is spliced from 43 exons. Bases 194 to 5770 code for a protein of 1858 amino acids. NCBI's taxonomy places the organism in Eukaryota, Metazoa, Chordata, Mammalia, Artiodactyla, Hippopotamidae. Gene Ontology annotation, molecular function: protein binding. The record is from RefSeq and is a predicted model, not a curated record.